GAUAACCAAGCAAAAAGCAAGGAUGAAGUAUCUGAUGCAAGGUUCAAGCUCAACCAAGAGUCGGAAAAUGCUCCUCCAGCUUCUCCUAGUCUCCAUCACUGUGAAUGCCGUUAGCAGCCAAUUAAUAGCGACCACAUCAGCUAACUGUACUUCAUACUUGAGAAAACCAGACUACUCUGACAUCGCCGUGGACUGUGGCACAAAUUACAUUAGUCUUGCCAUACAGCUCUGUCCAGCUGUCUACUCUGGCUUCAAUGAAUCCCAGCUUUUCCUCAACAACAUUAUGAAUGACCCUAGCUGCAAAGGCACCAUGGACACCACCGUCGCUCCUCCUGUUCUCCGCUUCACUUUUCCCAUUAAUGCGACCAACGGUUGUGGAAGCACCCUCACGACCACUGGUGCUCAAGGCACUGGAAUAUUCGCAGACUUCUCCAAUGUACAAACUGUAAACAUCAGUGGCGUGGUGAGAUCUUAUGACCCCUCAUCCGGCGUUGUGACCUACAACACAGACCUAAAGUACUUUUACUCAUGUUCCUAUCCCCUGGAGUACCUGAUCAACAACACACAGCUUGAUGUGUCUUCUUCUGCCAUUGCAGUGAAGGACAGAAACGGCAGCUUCAUCAGCACAUUGAGCCUCAGGCUGUUCAGCGAUGCAACCUAUGCCACACCAUUGGUAGUUCCUUCGCAGGGCAUCGAGCUCAAGUCUAAUGUGUUUGUUAUGGUCCAGGCCACCAACCUCACCACUCAGUACAUGGUGCUGCUGGACAGAUGCUAUGCUUCUGUGUCCCCUUUCCCAACCACCUCAACCUUUUAUAACUUCUUUGUGGGGUGCAACAAGGAUCAAGUGACCAACAUCACUGAGAAUGGUCAGAGUCAGAGGGCUCGCUUCUCCUUCCCUGCUUUCCGAUUCAUGGAGCAACAGAACCAGACAAUCUCUAGAUACUACCUGCACUGCAUCACCAGACUGUGUGAGACCACUACCUGCAACAAUAUUAUUAGGUCAUGCUCCGCAGGCAGAAGGAGAAGAGACGUGGAACCUACCUCUUCUUCUCUUCUUGUAGACGGACUCACAGAUCCCACCACUCUCACGUCACCCCUCAUCAUUACCCGAGCUGACACCGCUUCAUCAUCAAAAGAGCAAGCUUUGUCUGGCAGCAGUACUCGUUCGGACUCAUCUGUUGGGCUGGCGGUGACCGUGGGCAUCCUGGCGUUCGUCUGCGUUGGGAUUAUUGGGGCAGCUGUUAUUUUCUACAAGAAGUUCCUAGCCUCUGGCACCUCCAAAAUGUUCCACGGCUAAAGCUACGACGGACUGCAGUGGGCAUGCUCCAUCUCAGACAGAGGGCAGCUUGUGGAGCAGGGUCACUGUAGCUACUGUCAUUAAGACUGCAACACCAUAAUCUUUGGUUCCUGUAAUACUGCUUCUUGAAUUUAUGUCAGUUAUAGAAAAUAAGAAUGUACAGAUCAGUAAAGUUUAGUGGAAGAAGAAGGAAACUCAUUCCAAACUUUUACUUCUGGAUGUUUGACACAGCAACAAAAACAGCUUGAACUCUUAAGCCAGGGCUUUGAGAGAUUUGACUUAAGGGAAAAGGUAUAAGAAAUAUAUGGCACCUUAGUUUGUGGGUAGAGGAAUAGGAAUAUUCUUGAUUAGAAGUCUAUUAAAAUUUAAAGUAAUUUAUUUCAUUUUGGAAAUUGCAUGAUUAUGCACUACGCUGCAUGUAAACAAUGCAGUCUAUUUCCCUAAGAACAGUAGUUCUUGGCUUUUAUUAAAAUGUCCACAUAUUGUGUUUCUUAUAGAGACUUGAAACCAUUUAAAUCAAUAUCAGAGAACUUCUCUUCAUGGUUAAUUAACCAAUACAAAUGCAAAUCAAAGCUCUUUGAAGGGAUUAUUUCAAGAAAGAAUAGCAAUACUUCUGUUUUAAAGUUUCAAAUGUUCUUGCACUUUCUUUAUUACGGUUCUGAUCACACAUUGAUGUCUAAGUUGCAGAUACAUAUUUGUGAUUCAUUCAUUAAUGCAUGCUACAUAAUGAAUAAACAUCUAAGACAAUUA
Pygocentrus nattereri (red-bellied piranha) is the source of this 2047-nucleotide messenger RNA. Its product is annotated as zona pellucida-like domain-containing protein 1. Gene Ontology annotation, cellular component: cell surface. NCBI's taxonomy places the organism in Eukaryota, Metazoa, Chordata, Actinopteri, Characiformes, Serrasalmidae. The record is from RefSeq and is a predicted model, not a curated record. Bases 23 to 1297 code for a protein of 424 amino acids. The transcript is spliced from 11 exons.